AUGUGGAGUGAAAACCCCGCCCCUUUACAAGCUAGCCAAUCGGAAGCCCAGUACGGCAAAGGUCACGUGCUCCUUUCUGGCUGUGCCUUUGCCCUGCGAUGCUCGUUUGUCCCUUGUGGCGAUCCGUACUGGAGGCGUCGAGCUGUUUUCUUACUAAGAGGAAGACAGAGGGAUUGUGCCGAUGUGCCGUGUGUUCCGGGUCUGCUUCCCAGGUUCUAUUUCAGUUCAGAAUGUGGCAGAAAAAUGAAAGAACACAGGAAACUUUUUAGUAAUAAAGGAGGUAAUUUGCUGUUGUUGAAACAGUCAUGGGCGACAUCAUUUGGAGUAUUUAGAAAAUUCUUCCAAAAGAGGCAAAAUGUGUUCUUUCGGAAUAGAUGGAGUGUUCUAUCCACUGACUGCGUGAAGAAAAAGAAGAGUAAGUCGCAUUUGCUGAGGAGAAAAGACGUGAAUAUUCAGGAUAGCUGUUGUUGUACAGCAAAAGGAAAGCACUCUUCUAAACGUAAGCCAUUUUACAAGAGGCAUCCAUACAAGAGUGCCUUUGGUAGAGCUUCAUAUGGAUGUACAUGUAGUAGAAGAAUAAACAGAACACAGUGGACCUCAAAACUGCUCAACAAUGUUAAAGGAGAACCAGUGAUUUCAAAAGAAGUAUCAAACAAUGAUUUUUUUAGCAAGAAUAUUUUGACUUUGAAAGUUAAAAAAGGAGUAUGUCAAACCACUGAACAUGAUGAUGGUGACAAUAACCUUGUGAUCUUCAACAGUUUAAAAAAAACGCCUUCUCGUAUUUUAAAGCAAAGAUGCUUUGAUGGCCUGUGGUUGUCAAGAACGUGCAAUUUGUUUUCUAGAGGAAAGGUACCUUUAUUUAUGAUGCAUAAAAAACUUUCUGUGUUUACAGUUCGUGGUAGAGUGCAGCCCCAGAAACUCAGAGCAAGAAACAGAAGCUUUAAAUUAGUGGACAUUAGCCGGCCGUGGAUUCAGAAAGUAUUCUGGAAAGGCUGUAGAAAAUCCCUGAGAAGCAAGGUUUAUAAAGCCAUUUCUUAUUUGAAAUCAAAGAUUCAGAGACCUGUUCAGUAUAUAAGUAGGGCAUUCGAUAUGAACAAUAAGACGUCAGGAGUUUUAUGCGAAAACCAACAAUGUACAUCCAACACCUCACUGAAAGAAAAAGAAGUUUCCAUAUCAUGUCAGGGUGAUGCCGUUGCAGAGACUGAGGAGGGUGAUGAAUUCAUGUUACUGGCCCCUGACAAAUUAAAGUUAGGUGCAAAUGAAAAUGCUGGAUACCAGGAAAACCUUCACAUGGAUGUAGUGGAAAAUGGUGAUGAUUCUUCCCACAUGAAUGCUGAGGAAUCUACAAACUCUGAUGUCUGUAAUACAAAGCUGUUGGAUCACCCUUACUGUAAAAGUCCACCUCCUCAUGGCUCCUCUCUAGGUACAGCGCUAGAGGCAAUGGCUAAACAAGAUGAUGUGAAGAAUGGAAAGAAAAUUAUUAGCAAUGUCCCUGAUGAGCAACUGGCAUCAUUCCUUUCUGGUCUUUUAACUGACAUCAUUAAGAAAUAUGGAAGUUUGGUACCGUUGUCUGAAAAGGACAUACUCACUCAAUUAAAGGAGGCCUUUAACGAAGACUUUUCGAACAGGACAUCCUUCAUCAGCAAGGAGAUAAUGAAGUACCGGGCCAAACAUUCCAAAGCUACUGUGUGCAAUUUCCGAGUCUUCUAUAAUAAGCACAUGCUUGAUAUGGAUGACCUUGCUACCCUAGAUGGACAAAACUGGCUCAAUGAUCAGGUUAUUAACAUGUAUGGUGAACUGAUAAUGGAUGCUGUACCUGAAAAGGUUCAUUUCCUGAAUAGUUUUUUCCACAGACAGCUGGUGACCAAAGGUUAUAAUGGGGUAAAGAGAUGGACUAAAAAGGUGGAUUUUUUCAAAAAGACCAUGCUGUUAAUUCCUAUACACCUAGAAGUCCACUGGUCCCUAAUUACUGUGAACAUCCCUGAUAAAAUAAUUUCAUUUUAUGACUCCCAAGGCAUACACUUUAAGUUUUGUGUGGAGAACAUACGAAAGUAUCUUCUGACAGAAGCAAAAGAGAAGAACCAUCCAGAGUUUCUUCAGGGGUGGCAAACUGCUGUUACAAAGUGUAUUCCACAACAGAAGAAUGACAGUGACUGUGGCGUGUUUGUGCUUCAGUACUGCAAGUGCCUCGCCUUAGAACAGCCUUUUCAGUUUUCCCAAGAAGACAUGCCUCGUGUCAGGAAAAGGAUUUACAAAGAAUUGUGUGAAUGCAGGCUCAUGGAUUGAAAAGCUGCUCUGUUUCCUCAUUUUGAAUACUUCCACAACUUUGAAACAUGACUUUUGAAGGGUGUUUUAUCCCUCCAUUGUUACCUCAGAUGUGUUCUUUUCUUUACAAAUUU
This is a messenger RNA of Pelobates fuscus (common spadefoot toad), 2399 nucleotides long. It is a transcript of the gene SENP5, whose product is annotated as SUMO specific peptidase 5. The record is from RefSeq and is a predicted model, not a curated record. Gene Ontology annotation, molecular function: deSUMOylase activity. Gene Ontology annotation, biological process: protein desumoylation; proteolysis. Gene Ontology annotation, cellular component: nucleus. Lineage: Eukaryota; Metazoa; Chordata; Amphibia; Anura; Pelobatidae. The coding region runs from base 1 to 2286 and encodes 761 amino acids. The transcript has 11 exons.